Molecule: messenger RNA, 3994 nt
Organism: Seriola aureovittata
Lineage: Eukaryota; Metazoa; Chordata; Actinopteri; Carangiformes; Carangidae
Exons: 1
Coding region: 39-3953 (1304 amino acids)
Biological process (GO): DNA integration
Molecular function (GO): nucleic acid binding; zinc ion binding
Source: RefSeq, a predicted model, not a curated record
UUUUGCUUAGUGUGGUGGGAGCACAAACUUACAGUUUGAUGAGAAACCUCUUAAGUCCUGCAAAACCAGGAGAGAAGACUUUUGGACAACUGGUAACUUUAUUAAAGAACCACUUUAACCCCAAGCCAAGUGAAAUUGUCCAGAGAUUUAAAUUUAAUUCACGCUUGAGAAGAUCCCCCGAAUCUGUGUCUGAAUAUGUGGCAGAAUUAAGGAAAUUGGCACAAGAUUGUGAUUAUGGAGCAACACUUUCACAAAUGUUACGGGAUAGACUGGUAUGUGGAAUAAAUGAUGACCGCAUCCAAAGAAGAUUAUUGUCAGAGACUAAUCUCACAUUUGAAAGUGCCCUGUCUCUAGCACAAGCAAUGGAAUCUGCCAACAAGAAUGUGCAGGAUUUGCAAAGUAAGGCAGGAGCCAUGUCCUGUAAUGCAGUGAGGGCUGGAGGAUCAGAGAGCACGGGGAAGAAGAGAGAGAGCCAGAGAAGAGCAGAAAAAGAUAAAGAUUGUUAUCGCUGUAACGGUAAACAUUCACCUGAGGACUGUCGGUUCAAAAAGGAAAAGUGUCAUGCCUGUGGAAUAACUGGACACAUAGCUCGAGCGUGUCGCAAUAAGAAAAAGUUAAAUGCUGACAGGAGAAAUGACAGAAGGCCCAGAGCAAGUGGAAGACGCUAUACACAGGAGAGAAAAGUGCAUUAUUGUUCUCCCAGAGUGGCAGAAGGGAGUGAUGAAGACGAACAGCCAUUAUCUUUGUAUAAUGUCUGGUGCGAAGAUGAAGAGGAGGCAGUGCCCCCUUACAAGGUAUGCAUGACUCUAAAUGGUGAACCAGUGAUAUUUGAAGUGGAUACAGGAUGUGGACUCACCAUAAUGACUAUGAAAGCAUUCAAAGAAAAAGUGAAAAAUGCCCCUCCAUUAAAGAAAACUCGCCUGAAGUUGAAAACAUAUACAAAACAAAAGAUAAAGGUGCUGGGGAAAGCAUAUGUGAAAGUGAAUUACAAACAGCAAGAAAAGAUAUUGCCCAUAAUAGUAGUUAAAGGCACAGGUCCAAACUUAUUGGGAAGAUGGUGGUUGAAGCAUGUUAAAUUGGACUGGGCUGAGAUAAAGCACCUUGCACACCAUUCACAGUCUCUGAACCUGGAGCAAGUGCACACUGCAAACCACUCACAGCCCCUGACCCUGCAGCGAGUGCUACAAAAGCAUGAAGGAGUGUUUAAAGAGGAGCUGGGAACGUUAAAAGGGUUUAAAGCUACUAUUCAUGUACCUGUUGAUGCUGCUCCUCGCUUUUAUAGACCAAGAUCAGUUCCCUAUGCUAUGAAGCCUAAAGUUGAUGCAGAGAUUGACAGACUGGUAAAAGAGAACAUCAUUACUCCAGUCAAGUAUUCUGAAUGGGCAGCUCCUGUGGUUCCUUUGCUCAAACCGGAUGGUGACUGUAGAUUGUGUGGAGAUUAUAAAUUGACUGUAAAUAGAGUCUCCACCCUAGAACAGUACCCCAUACCCAAAGUAGAAGAUUUGAUGGCUGUGUUAGCUGGGGGGAAGCAGUUUACAAAACUAGACAUGAGCCAUGCAUAUCAACAAAUCCAAAUGGAUGAUCAGUCUAAAAAGUACUUAACUGUAAAUACUCACCGUGGAAUGUUUACAUAUAACAGACUACCAUUUGGUGUAUCCUCCGCUCCAGCAAUAUUCCAGAGAACCAUGGAGGGGGUUCUCCAGGGAAUUCCACAUGUAGCGGUGUAUCUGGAUGAUAUACUGGUUACCGGAGCAACCAGAGAAAGGCACCUAAAGACCCUGGAUGAGGUGUUGAGCCGCUUAGAGGAGGCGGGUCUCAGAUUAAAGAGAAGCAAAUGCACGUUGCUGGCUGAUGAAGUUCAGUAUUUGGGACAUAAAGUGGAUGCUAAAGGAGUGCAUACUGUGGAAGCCAAAGUAAAGGCUGUUGUUGAUGCUCCCACCCCAACUUCAGUAACAGAGCUCAAGGCCUACCUGGGCUUGUUGAAUUAUUAUAACCGCUUCCUUCCCAAUCUCUCCACAUUGCUGGCCCCUUUACAUCAUCUGCUGAGGAAAGAUGUGGUUUGGAGCUGGGGCAAACAGCAAGAAGAAUCCUUCAGGAAAUCCAAAGACUUAUUAAAGUCAGCUGAUGUGUUAGUGCAUUAUUCUGGGAAGAAGGCUUUGCUAUUAGCCUGUGAUGCCUCACCCUAUGGCCUAGGAGCCGUAUUGUCCCACAAAAUGGAAGAUGGAACAGAAAAACCCAUUGGUUUUGUAUCUCGUACCUUGGCACCAGCGGAGAAGAAAUACUCUCAGCUUGAUAAAGAAGGUUUGGCUGUGAUCUUUGGAAUUAAAAGGUUCCACAAAUACCUCUAUGGACGAAACUUUACAAUUGUAACGGACCACAAGCCCUUGAUAUCCCUGUGCAAUGAAACUAAACCUGUUCCUCAGAUGGUGUCACCACGUGUUCAGCGUUGGGCUGUAUGGCUCAGAGCUUAUGAGUAUCAGAUUGUGUAUAGACCUGGAAAGCAGCACAUAAAUGCAGAUGCCCUCAGUAGGCUCCCCCUUCCAGAAACAUCACCUGCUGAGGAAGAGGAGGAUCUGGUGCUGAUGCUGGAUGGAAUGGAUGAUGCACUGGUGACCACGGAACAAAUAAGACAUUGGACAGCUAAAGAGGUGACAUUGUCACGAGUGCAGGAGUAUGUCUUAAAAGGAUGGCCUUCUACAGUGGAGCCUGAACUCAUGCCUUACUUCACCAGACGCUGGGAGCUCAGUGUGAGAGAUGGAUGUGUUCUGUGGGGGGCUCGUGUCAUUAUUCCUCAGAAAGGAAGGAAAACUCUGUUAAAGUUGCUGCAUCAGUCCCACCCAGGAAUGUGUAGGAUGAAAGGACUAGCUCGGUCAUAUGUCUGGUGGCCACAGAUGGAUCGAGAUGUUGAGAGGGAAGUAAACCAGUGUGACGCAUGUCAACAGCAUAGCAUGUCUCCCUCUACAGCACCCUUACAUCCCUGGGAAUGGCCAGAAAAGCCUUGGACCCGACUCCAUGUGGAUUAUGCAGGUCCAUUUUUGGGUAAACUGUUUUUGGUGAUUGUUGUUGCCCAUUCUAAAUGGAUGGAUGUAUAUCCAGUGACUACAGCAACCUCACAUGCAACCAUUGAAAAGCUCAGACAAAGUUUCAGUGUCCAUGGAUUGCCACAGAUGUUGGUGAGUGAUAAUGCUACCUGUUUUACAAGUGCUGAGUUUGCUGAUUUCAUGUCUAAAAAUGGGAUCAACCAUGUCACCUCAGCCCCUUUCCAUCCUUCAUCAAAUGGACUGGCCGAAAGAGCAGUUCGAACCUUUAAGGAAGGGAUGAAGAAGAUACAAGGAGGAAAUGAGAGCUUGGAAGCAAAAGUGUCCAGAUUCCUUUUUAGUUACAGAAUCACUCCACACUCUACUACAGGCUUGUCACCAGCUGAAAUGUUGAUGUCAAGGAGACCUAGGUCUGCCUUGGAUCUGUUACUUCCAGACAUGAAGUCUAAGGUGGAAAAGAAACAGUGGAAACAAAAAGUUAAUCAUGACACGCACACAAAGCUCAGAAGUUUUGCACCUGGGAAUCCUAUAUUUACAAAAAACUAUGGAUAUGGUCCCAAAUGGAUUCCUGGAACGAUCGAGAGCUGCACAGGUCCCCUGUCAUGUACAGUCCUCAUAGGAAAUGGACAGAUCGUGAGGAGACAUAUUGAUCAAAUCAGGAAGAGAGAGUCCAGUGGUGUUCCUGAUAUAGAUCCCAGUACACCUCAGGCUGUGAGCAGCCCAUCUCUUAUGGAGACAGAACAAGUACAGUCCCCUGAGGUCCGGAUCCCUGACUCUUCAUCCCAUGUGGAGGACUCUGGGAGUGCCCCACUGAUACUGGGGAGUGAGUCCCCACAUGUAUUACAAGAACAGUUAACACCACCCUUAAGGCGCUCUAUUAGAGAGAGACGCCCGCCUGACUAUUAUAGGCCUUAAAUAAACACUGAAAAGAAAGUGAAUAUUUAUUCAGCUCUGCA